UAUGAACAUAAUUUUCAUUCUGUGUUUGCCUACAGAAUUUCCACUUGGUACUGUUGAAUACACAAAUGUAUCUUUUAAUGUUGCAGUUCAAGCAGCCUGGUUCUGUUGCACAGAGGGAUAAAGUUCCAACUACAACCCAGACAGCUGUAACUGGAGUAUGAAGGCUGGUGACAAAAAUAAAUAAAUAAAUAAAAUAAAAUCUCUAUCAUAGAGAAACAAAUUAAAAAUGUCAUUAUAUAAAACUUGCUUGACAAACUGCACUAACAACUGGAGUGUUGCAAAACGCAAAAUGUCUACAAUUGACUUAACCUUUAACAGGAAAAUGUCCAAGCAACGACCAUCUCAUGUCAGAUCCAUUCAGGCCAACAUCAAUAUUCCUAUGGGUGCUUUCCUUCCUGGUGCUGGACAUCCCACAAAAAGGAAAGAUUUUACAUCAGGAGAAGAGGUCACUGCCAGUCACACAGAGGAAGAAAAGAAACAACUGCCAGGAGCAGUAAAACUUCCGGGACCUGCUGUUAACUUGUCAGAGAUUCAGAAUGCAAAAAGUGAACUUAAAUAUGUUCCCAGAGCUGAUGAGUAGUAACACAGAAGGUCGGAUAAGAAAACUCAUGAGAAGAAUGUAUCCUGUAAUGAACCACAUGAAUUUGUUACCAUUUUGUACCUUUAUAAGAGGUUUAUAAACUACUGAUGCAACAGAAUACACUCAGAAUAUUUUAUCUGUACAUUUGUAUUAUUCAUUUUGUUAAUACAUGUCUUCACUAUUAAAAUCUGACAUAAUGCAUUACACAGUAUCACUGGAAAAAGAUAUGUGCACUUAAUUGAAAAUAUAAUAUAUGCAAUAAAGUAUAUCUAUUCCUCUUGCUCUC
This is a messenger RNA of Protopterus annectens (West African lungfish), 866 nucleotides long. It is a transcript of the gene SMPX, whose product is annotated as small muscle protein X-linked. The coding region runs from base 227 to 580 and encodes 117 amino acids. The transcript is spliced from 6 exons. Gene Ontology annotation, cellular component: costamere; M band; muscle tendon junction. NCBI's taxonomy places the organism in Eukaryota, Metazoa, Chordata, Ceratodontiformes, Protopteridae. The record is from RefSeq and is a predicted model, not a curated record.